This is a messenger RNA of Mercurialis annua (annual mercury), 2208 nucleotides long. Its product is annotated as purple acid phosphatase 15-like. Gene Ontology annotation, molecular function: acid phosphatase activity; metal ion binding. The transcript has 7 exons. The coding region runs from base 305 to 1972 and encodes 555 amino acids. The record is from RefSeq and is a predicted model, not a curated record. Lineage: Eukaryota; Viridiplantae; Streptophyta; Magnoliopsida; Malpighiales; Euphorbiaceae.
AAACGAGAAUUAUGCAGUGGCAGCAACAACGACAGAACAAAAACAACAUUCCAAAAAAGUCUUACACAACCCCCAUAACCUUAACGCAUGUCAUCAGAAUAUCCUCAUAAUAUACCCAUAAUAUACCCACUUGUUCUAUCCAAAAGCCCACCACCUUUGUCUCUCCGACACCAAAUCUUAAAUCUUACACUAUUUUAAUAUUUUUCCUCUCACUGUCUUAUAUUUUCUUCAACUUCAAAUCUUUUAUUACCAUUCACCACAUAAUUCUCGUUCAUGCAAUAAAAACUUGGUAAAAUUUUAGCUUAUGGGUUCGGUUUCAGUCGCUGGUUUUGUAAUUCUACUGUGUUUCUUGUUCGGUUCAGCUUUUGUGGUUCAUGGUUUUCAUAUUCCGACAACUCUUGACGGGCCGUUUGAGCCGAAAACUGUGCCUCUUGAUUUAAGUUUUCGCGGGCAUGCAGUUGACUUGCCUGAAAAUGAUCCACGUGUCCAGAGAAAUGUUCAGGGUUUUGAGCCUGAGCAAAUUUCGGUUUCUCUGUCAGCAACCUAUGACUCUGUUUGGAUUUCUUGGAUUACAGGUGAUUAUCAAAUUGGGGAUAACAUCAAACCAUUAGAUCAUAAAUCUGUAGCUAGUGUGAUUCGAUAUGGACGGUUAAGAUAUCGACGAACUCAUGAAGCUGCCGGUUAUUCCCUUGUUUACAGUCAAUUAUAUCCUUUUAAAGGCCUCAAAAACUACACUUCUGGUAUCAUACACCAUGUUCGUCUUACAGGGUUGAGACCUAAUACGAAGUAUUAUUACCAAUGCGGAGAUCCGUCUAUUGGAGCAAUGAGUGAUAUUUAUCAUUUCAGGACCAUGCCUGCGUCUGGUCCAAAGAGUUAUCCUAGUAAAAUAGCAAUAGUUGGAGACUUAGGUCUUACAUAUAACACAACUUCGACAGUGAAUCAUAUGAUCAGCAAUAAUCCUGAUCUUAUCCUAUUGGUUGGAGAUGUUUCGUAUGCUAACUUGUAUCUUACAAAUGGAACUGGGGCCGAUUGUUACUCUUGUGCCUUUUCAAAUACGCCUAUCCACGAAACCUAUCAGCCUCGAUGGGACUACUGGGGAAGGUACAUGCAGCCCCUGAUAUCUAAAAUUCCAAUUAUGGUGGUGGAGGGGAACCAUGAGAUAGAACAGCAAGCUGAGAAUCAAACGUUUGCUGCUUAUAAUUCUAGAUUUGCAUUCCCAUCAAGAGAGAGUGGAUCACAUUCCACAUUCUACUAUUCGUUCAACGCUGGAGGGAUACAUUUUGUUAUGCUGGGGGCUUACAUUUCCUACGACAAAUCAGGGGAUCAAUUCAGGUGGUUGGAGAGAGAUCUAGCUGAAGUCGAUAGAGAAGUUACUCCAUGGCUCGUGGCUACAUGGCACGCUCCAUGGUAUAGCACUUACAAGUCACAUUACAGAGAAGCAGAGUGUAUGAGGGUAGAAAUGGAAGAAUUGCUUUACAAAUAUAGUGUUGACAUAAUCUUUAACGGACACGUACAUGCAUACGAAAGGUCUAAUCGAGUGUUCAACUACACAUUGGAUCCAUGUGGACCUAUUCAUAUAACGGUUGGUGAUGGUGGAAACCGAGAGAAGAUGGCGAUUGAACAUACUGAUGAACCUGGUAACUGUCCAGACCCAUCUACCACACCGGAUGAAUUCAUGGGCGGUUUCUGUGCAUUCAAUUUCACAUCAGGACCAGCAGCAGGAAAAUUCUGUUGGGAUAGGCAACCCGAUUAUAGUGCAUACCGAGAAAGUAGUUUCGGCCAUGGAAUUUUCGAGGUGAAAAACGAGACUCAUGCCCUAUGGACAUGGCACCGGAACCAGGACUUGUAUAGUACUGCCGGAGAUCAAAUUUACAUAGUAAGGCAACCGGAAAGGUGUCGUGUUGAACACAAGGUAAUUAAGAUUUUAGAGAAUAGGAAUAGGAAUAGGAAGAAAAUUCAUAGAAAAAUGUAGUUUAGUUUUGUUUCUUACAAUCUGAUAUUUAAUAGUAUAAUAGAAUAGGAAUAGAAGUUUUUUGCAUGAUUUCUGAGAUUUGACAUGGAAGCGCAAAGCCGGAGUGGUGACGAUAUCGAAAGGGAGCCAGAAAGAUCCAAGAUUUUUGAACAGAAAUGUUGUAUCAAAGUCUCAUUUAAAUGUUGUAUCAAAGUCUCAUAUAAAUGUUGUAUCUUACUAAGCUGCUGUUCACAAAA